Messenger RNA from Geodia barretti, 249 nucleotides. Lineage: Eukaryota; Metazoa; Porifera; Demospongiae; Tetractinellida; Geodiidae. The record is from the annotation of a GenBank genome assembly.
UUGGCAGUCAUAUCAAGAGACCACCUCACUGCAGUGGGAGAAACUCCCACUUUCUGGGACUCAACAGAGCUAGAAGAUAAGAUCGCCAGAUCCUACCCGGGAGACUACGGACUGCAGAAACAAGAGUGUCUGGAGGUGUGGAAGGAGGAGAGGGGAGAGAGGCACGUACCGAGCCUCAUCUCGGCCGCAGAGGAGGCGAGAGACAAGGAGUUGGCUGACAACAUCAGAGACAUGUCAAAGAAGACGUGA